Messenger RNA from Centrocercus urophasianus (Greater sage-grouse), 4145 nucleotides. It is a transcript of the gene PIAS1, whose product is annotated as protein inhibitor of activated STAT 1. The record is from RefSeq and is a predicted model, not a curated record. The transcript has 14 exons. The coding region runs from base 354 to 2351 and encodes 665 amino acids. Gene Ontology annotation, molecular function: SUMO ligase activity; transcription coregulator activity; zinc ion binding. Gene Ontology annotation, biological process: regulation of transcription by RNA polymerase II; protein sumoylation. Lineage: Eukaryota; Metazoa; Chordata; Aves; Galliformes; Phasianidae.
CGGCGGGUGUCUUGGGUUUUGUAAAGAGAAAAGUGUUCCUGUUAGCCUGAGACGUGUCCAGAUGUUUUGGAUGGGUAACUUGAACAGUUUUUGUAUCUGAUAUGUAGGUACAACCUCCAAAAAUGCAGCAGCUCUUGAAACAGAGCUGUAGGUAGAACGUCCUUUCUAAUAAGCAGAUGCAGGAAGGAAGUCAGUGGGUGCCUUAGGGCGAUGCCCAUGGAUUGCUUCAGCAUCCUUAAGCUGUUGAUUAUUUUUUUUUUUCAGACCGUACUGGUUACCUGAAGUAGGUGUGGGAAGGAUACAUCCUUGUGUUUCCUCAGCCAGCAGCAGUGGCGCAGUGGGAGCAGGAUCGAAUGGCUGCGUGCCUGCCAUCUGGCUGCCAGUGCCGUGGCCCAGAUUUGGAAACAAGCAGCUGGGAGCAAAUGGUUAUGAGCCUUAGAGUUUCUGAGCUGCAAGUACUUCUGGGCUACGCAGGGAGGAACAAGCACGGACGGAAACACGAACUUCUCACGAAAGCACUGCAUUUGUUAAAGGCUGGCUGCAGUCCUGCUGUACAAAUGAAAAUCAAAGAACUCUAUAGGCGAAGGUUCCCCCAGAAAAUCAUGACACCUGCAGACUUAUCUCUCUCCAGCGUACACUCAAGCUCCAUGCCAGCAGCUUUGUCUCCAUCUACCAUUCCACAGCUCAGUUACGAUGGCCACCCCGCCACGUCACCAUUGCUCCCCGUUUCGCUUCUGGGACCUAAACAUGAACUGGAACUCCCCCACCUCACAUCUGCGCUCCACCCUGUCCAUCCCGACAUCAAACUUCAGAAGUUACCUUUUUACGACUUGUUGGAUGAGCUGAUAAAACCUACCAGCCUAGCAUCAGAUAACAGUCAGCGAUUUCGAGAAACCUGCUUUGCAUUCGCACUGACGCCACAGCAAGUGCAGCAAAUCAGCAGUUCAAUGGAUAUUUCUGGGACCAAAUGCGACUUCACAGUACAGGUCCAGCUAAGGUUUUGUUUAUCAGAAACCAGUUGUCCACAAGAAGAUCACUUCCCACCCAAUCUGUGUGUGAAAGUAAAUGGGAAACCAUGCAGCCUUCCAGGCUAUCUUCCACCAACCAAAAAUGGUGUUGAACCAAAGCGACCUAGCAGACCAAUCAACAUUACCUCACUCGUCAGAUUGUCUACGACGGUACCAAACACAAUCGUUGUUUCGUGGACUGCAGAAAUUGGAAGAAACUAUUCCAUGGCAGUCUAUCUCGUAAAGCAGCUGUCCUCUACGGUGCUACUGCAGAGGUUACGAGCAAAAGGAAUACGGAACCCCGAUCACUCGAGAGCAUUAAUCAAAGAGAAACUGACUGCAGAUCCAGACAGUGAAAUAGCAACGACAAGCUUAAGAGUUUCUCUUCUUUGUCCGCUUGGCAAAAUGAGGCUAACCAUACCGUGCAGGGCUCUGACCUGUUCACACCUGCAGUGUUUUGAUGCCACUUUAUACAUCCAGAUGAAUGAGAAGAAACCAACUUGGGUUUGCCCUGUCUGUGACAAGAAGGCACCCUAUGAACAUCUCAUUAUUGAUGGGUUGUUCAUGGAAAUCCUGAAGUAUUGUACAGACUGUGAUGAAAUUCAGUUUAAGGAGGAUGGCUCAUGGGCUCCUAUGAGAUCGAAGAAGGAGGUGCAGGAAGUGACCACAUCUUACAAUGGAGUUGAUGGAUGCAUAAGCUCUUCCUUAGAACAUCAGGUGUCUUCUCACCAGCAAUCAAACAAAAAUAAGAAGGUAGAAGUGAUUGAUUUGACCAUUGACAGCUCGUCAGAUGAAGAGGAGGAGGAACCCUCUGCGAAGAGAAGCUGUCCUUCCAUAUCUCCAGCAUCACCAAUGAAUAAUAAGGGUAUUUUGAAUUUACCCCAUCAAGCAUCUCCUGUGUCAAGAACACCAAGCCUUCCUGCUGUUGACACCAGUUACAUCAACACAUCACUUAUCCAAGACUACAGGCAUCCAUUCCAUAUGACACCUAUGCCUUAUGACUUGCAAGGUUUAGAUUUCUUCCCUUUCCUGUCAGGAGACAAUCAGCAUUACAACACAUCCCUUCUUGCCGCUGCAGCUGCGGCAGUUUCUGCAUCAGAUGAUCAAGAACUCUUACACUCUCGUUUUUUCCCAUACACUUCAUCUCAGAUGUUUCUCGAUCAGCUAAAUGCAGGAGGAAGCAGUUCUCUGCCAGCCACAAACGGUAGCAAUAGUGGCAGUAACAGCAGUCUUGUUUCCUCCAACAGCCUGCGAGAGAAUCAUGGUCAUCCAGUUGCAAGUAGGAGCGGCGCGGACACGGCGUCUAUCUUUGGUAUCAUAUCAGACAUUAUUUCCUUGGACUGAUUUUUGGAGAAAACGAACUGGUCAGAGGAAGUCUUUGUGUUUGGUUUUACUUUAUGUUAGAAACAUAGACAGGUUUUUUUCCUUUUUUAGGGAAAAAAAUUUACAUGUACAGAGAACAAAACUAUAUUUUCAGUUUUACUUUUGUAUAUAAAUCUAAGAUGGCCUCACAGAUAAAAAAAAAAAUAACAAAAAAAAAAAAACCCACAAAGCAAAACACACACACAAAAAACCCACAAAUACAAGGAACUUCGAUUUUCUGGAUGCUGAAGAUUCUACACCUGUGCAUUUGUCAUGUGAGUUACUUUUUCUGCCCUUAGUUUGGACACAAAUGGCAUUAUUCUCUUCACAGUAACAUAAAUGGGAAAAGGAACUGAACUUCUGAAGUUCAAGCUCCUAGGUUUUUUCUUUUUUUUCUUUUUUUUUUCUUUUUUUUUUUUUUUUUUUUGCCUCUUAGAGACAUCUGUAUUUGGUGGUGGAAUGUAAUUCCCCCAUCCCAUUUUGGUGCAGAUUUUGUUGUGCUUGAAGUGGAAUAAACCCUACCCAGCCUGUUCCGUACCAUUCCCUCAGUUUGCAGUACGUAGCCUUUCAGGAGUGUUUAUCUGUCAUUUUUUGUUCUAUGUGACCCUCUGUUCAGCUGACUUUCUUUUUAAUUCCAUGCUUUAAUCAAGCAUGUUGCAAGCUCGUUAGUGCACCAAUUAUUCUGGAGGGCCAGACUCAAUAAAAUGUCAGGCUGAGAAAUGUUUUGGCUGUGUUAAUGUGGGACAAGACCAAAUUGGUACAGAAUCUAGCCCCAGAGAAAAGCAUCGACACAUCCCACUGUAGGUUUUUGUUUCUAACCACUUACUAUGAAAUCCUUUUAAAAUAACUUCAGAUCCUAAUCACAAUAUUAAGCAUGUGUCAGUUUGAGAUGUGUGGAGCUGCUUGUGCUUUAAGGUCAGCCACGUGUGUGGAGCUGGCCCACUGGGCUGGGCCUGCCUGCUGGCUGGGAAAACCUCCUUUGAGCUGCAGUACAUCAAAUUUCUGCUUCAAAGUGAACUUGUCAGCAAAAGGAAGAAAAUCCAAAUGCCAACGCUCUCUUGCAUGGUUUGUGCAGCUGAUAGUGGUCUUGGUACACCGUCUUCUGAGUUCGCCUUCACCGAGUUAAGUUGAUAUUCAGUGUUUAAUGUGAGUCUGUUAGACCAAAAAAAAGCCCGGCGCCCUUCCCUGCACUUAAACCAAUCUCUGCCUAUUGAAGUCUCCCAAGGUCAUGGGUUCCUGUUCAGUUUUCUCCCUUUGGCUUGGCGAUUGUUUUGAUUCCCCAUUCCUUUCCAUGCACUUCCAUUGCACUUGGAGCCACGUUUGCUUCCUGGUUUCACUUCUUUUUUUUUAUUUCUCAGCCAUGUGCGACAUAGGAAAAUCUUUUUGUAAGAGCUGGUGGAUCAUUUGGGCUGAUCCGUUCUUGUUACAGAGAAACGUGUAAAUAGCUGGAAUGCAGUUUUUCAGGAGAUUCUUUAAAGUGAGAGUAGGGGGAGGGAAGGAGGUGAUUCUCUUGUGUCCCAAAGUCCGCGUCAGAGAGAAAUGAUUUCCUCUGGUGUGAAAACUAUUUUUGUAACUGGUUGAAAGUGCAGGUAACAGGUUUAUCAGGAAAGAGAGUGAGGAAUACAGAGGUUAGCAGAUGCUUGUCUGAGUUUUUAAUGUCCCAAGCUGUUGAUUGCAGCUGUAGUUUGCUUUGAGCAUUGACGAGGGCCACCUUUUGCCUAUGAAGUUGUCUCAAAAUAUUGCAUUAAUUAAAAAAGGAAAAAAAAAAAAAAAAAA